Messenger RNA from Manis javanica (Malayan pangolin), 5677 nucleotides. It is a transcript of the gene SAMD8, whose product is annotated as sterile alpha motif domain containing 8. Gene Ontology annotation, molecular function: protein binding; sphingomyelin synthase activity; ceramide cholinephosphotransferase activity. Gene Ontology annotation, cellular component: endoplasmic reticulum membrane; plasma membrane; Golgi membrane. Lineage: Eukaryota; Metazoa; Chordata; Mammalia; Pholidota; Manidae. Gene Ontology annotation, biological process: ceramide biosynthetic process. The record is from RefSeq and is a predicted model, not a curated record.
CGGAUGUGAGCAGCUGCGAGCGAGGAGGCUGAGACCUGGGCCGGAGUGAUGCCUGCGCGCAGCCGCCACCGCCCCCGCCUCCACUCUAGCUCCCCUCCCCAGACUCCGCCCCCGCAGCCUGAGGAGCUGCACUCCCGCGAGGCCCGGAGGGCCCGGGACUCCGACGGCGGGUCGGACGCCGACUCGGAGGUGGGUCCCGGGAGUCCGACUUGGACGGCGGAGGCAGUGGAGGAGGAAAUGGCAGGUCCUAAUCAACUCUGCAUUCGCCGCUGGACUACCAGGCAUGUAGCUGUUUGGCUGAAGGAUGAAGGUUUUUUUGAGUAUGUGGACAUUUUAUGCAAUAAGCACCGACUUGAUGGAAUCACGUUGCUGACAUUGACUGAAUAUGAUCUCCGGUCUCCUCCUCUGGAAAUCAAAGUCUUAGGGGAUAUUAAAAGGUUAAUGCUGUCAGUCCGAAAAUUGCAGAAAAUACACAUUGAUGUUUUAGAAGAGAUGGGAUACAACAGUGACAGCCCCAUGGGUUCCAUGACCCCUUUCAUCAGUGCUCUUCAAAGUGCAGAGUGGCUCUGUAAUGGAGAGCCUUCACAUGACUGUGAUGGACCCAUCACUGAUUUGAAUUCUGAUCAAUGCCAGUACAUGAAUGGUAAAAACAAACAUUCUGUUCGAAGAUUGGACCCAGAGUACUGGAAGACCAUACUGAGUUGUAUAUAUGUUUUUAUAGUAUUUGGUUUCACAUCUUUCAUCAUGGUUAUAGUCCACGAGCGAGUACCUGACAUGCAGACCUACCCACCACUCCCAGAUAUAUUCUUAGACAGCGUUCCUAGAAUCCCAUGGGCCUUUGCCAUGACCGAAGUGUGUGGCAUGAUUCUGUGUUAUAUUUGGCUCCUGGUCCUCCUCCUUCAUAAGCACAGGUCAAUACUUCUUCGAAGGCUCUGCAGUCUGAUGGGCACUGUGUUCUUGCUUCGCUGCUUUACCAUGUUUGUGACCUCCCUGUCUGUGCCGGGCCAGCACCUGCAGUGCACCGGAAAGAUAUAUGGCAGUGUAUGGGAAAAACUGCACCGGGCCUUUGCCAUUUGGAGUGGCUUUGGUAUGACCCUAACUGGUGUUCACACCUGUGGAGAUUACAUGUUCAGUGGUCACACAGUCGUCUUAACUAUGCUGAAUUUCUUUGUCACUGAAUAUACACCAAGAAGCUGGAAUUUCUUGCAUACUUUAUCCUGGGUUCUCAACCUCUUUGGAAUCUUCUUCAUUUUGGCUGCCCAUGAACAUUAUUCCAUUGAUGUGUUUAUUGCCUUUUAUAUCACAACAAGACUCUUUUUGUACUACCAUACUCUAGCCAAUACCAGAGCUUAUCAGCAGAGUAGAAGAGCAAGAAUUUGGUUUCCCAUGUUUUCUUUUUUUGAAUGCAAUGUUAACGGUACAGUACCUAAUGAAUAUUGUUGGCCGUUUUCAAAACCAGCAAUAAUGAAAAGACUAAUUGGAUGAAGACUAUCUUUGUAAUGGGUUCAUGACUUAAUAUACAGUAAUUGUUGAAAGUGAAUAACUUUGCUUUCUUCCCCCAGGUUGUUCCUGAAUGCCUUGCUUUUUUACUUACGUGUUGAAAAAGUAUAGUUCCCUGUUCUGAGCAAGGCUCUGAUUGUAGAAAGCAAGAAAGAACAAUCAAGAGUCCUUACAUAUCUAUUUGAAUAGGAAGCUUAAAUAAAUGUUUUCUGUUCCUUGUCUUUAGACAGACUUAAUGUGGUGAUUGAAGUUAGGCUGUUACCCUUACCUGUUAAGUAUUUGCUUAUUGAACUGAAGCAAUCAGCUUAAUUCACUGGUUGAAAGUUUUUUUUUCCUCAGUAGGACCCUAGUCAAGAAACAUUUUUGAAGCUCCUUAUGAUCUUCAAUGGGUUUGAAAACCCCUACCAAGUGAGCAGUACUUGCUCUUGGAAUAUUAUAUCCCAAGGUACUAAUCUGUGUCCUUUUAAAAAAUGCAACUCCAAAAAGUGAUCCAUUUUACUAACAAAUGAUUUUUGCUUUCUACCAUCUUUGAUAAAAGUGUACUAAACAUACUGGGAUGUCCGAAACAAGAAGAGAAUGAAAGGGGCCAUACAUGAGGUGACAAAAUAUAAAUAGAGUGCUGGCAGUUUUCGCCAAAGAUCCAACAGAUGAUGCAGGUCUGAGUUUGUUCUGAGGGCUCAGUAUGACCUUCAGCAAGUAUUCCUGAGGGGGAAAUGGCCAAAUCCACACCAGUAAAAUUGGCUUAAUUUUAGUGAUAUAGGUAUCUAGAGUAACUUUUUGCUAUACUUGUUAGAUGACAGUCCAGUUUUAUGCUUUUAAGGAUGUUAUUAAAUGAGCAAAACAGUGGAGUAUUUUACCAGGUGUUAGGUAAAAUUCUUAUGUCCUUAAGUAGGGAGGUAUGCAUGCAAAAAAUGCUGUUUCUCUUUCUGAAAAAUUUAUAACUGGUUGCAGGCAUAAUAUAACUUUUUGGGUUUUUUUAACUUCUAAUUUUUGGCCAUCAAAAGUAAGCAGUCUCAGACAUAUUUGGAUAUGAAAAGGUUUUGGUUUUUAUUUUUAAGGACAAUUGUGUACAUAUAUUCUUUCUAUUUAGUCUUAAUUUGGCCACCAUAAAGUGAUAUGACUUAGUUGCUGUUCACAACACUAGAAAUGUAGUACCUUAAAUAAUUUGACCUCUGUGAUAACAUUUGACACUUUACUUUUAAUGAUUUUGUAUAGUAGUUUUCACAGUAGGAUGGUUAUGGAAUUGGAAUUUGAACCCCAAUUGAUUGAGCUUAGCCACUUGGAAUAUUAAUUGUAUAGUUAUUACAUUCCACUUUAACACAAGGGAUUAGAAAAGGUGCUGGCAUAAUUGAGGUCUAAAAUUAGGCCAUGUAGCAAAAGCCUGCUCCUUAUAUGGGUGAAAUAUUUUAUUUUUGCACUUUGAGUCAUAUUCCUCCCCCUCCUCUAUAGGCUACAGAAGAGCCUGAAAGGAUUGGGCAGGAAAGGAAUAUUAUACAAACAAGUUUCAGCCAGUGCUGAAUACCCGCAAUUUGGGUCGGCUCUGAACAUUAUUUUUAUUUCUCACUUGAGAAAUGCACAAGGCAAUUCACGUUUUAUUAUGCUGUAAGUCUCAUACUUCAGAAUGUUAUAAUAUCAUGAAUCGUUGAUUCUGUUGCAUACUAGGACAAACAUGCCAACAUUCAUCUAAGAAAAUUGCAUAAUUAUGAAGAAUGAAGGAUGUUUCCUAUGCCAGUUAGAGUUGUUUUAACCAUUGAGAUAGAAAGAUGUAUAACUGCCAUUUUUUCUGAAUGUCAGAACAGUACGGAAUUUAUCUAGGGAAGGAUUGAUGUUGGCUUUUGGAAAAAUGUUGGAAAGCAAUCUGUGGCAACAUGAAUUCAAGAAUGUUAAAUGGCUACUUAAUGGUAAAUUUCCAAACAUCCAUCUUCUUUCCUUCAUAUGGAUUCUAUUCUAGAACAAAACAGAAAAAAAAUAUUGCAGCUAACUUUACAGGGCUAAUGACAUUGCAAAUGCUUAACAGCAGACUACAAUGAGGAUUAUAAAAUAACUUUUCAACCUUGCAUUUAUAAUGUCUGUUGUGAGGAAAAAGUAAGCUAGAUUUAUAAUUUAUUGUUAUAACUACUACAGACAGUGUUUACAUAAAUUAAUCAUCUCCAAGUCUCUUUUUUUUUUUUUUUUUGAGAGGGCAUCUCUCAUUCCAAGUCUCUUUUUGGAAAACUUUGACACAAAUUCUUCUCCAUUUGUUUUUUUAAUAUGAAACCUAUAUUUUAGUUGCUUUUUGUUUUGUUCAGAAAUUUCCAGAUUCUGUCUUUGUAUUUUCUUUUCUUGUUAACAUCUAAAUCAUACAAAAGGUAGUAUUUACAUUUAGGGUGUGAAUGUGGCUAGUUAGAGAAGCUACAUGUUUUAGGUCUACAUAUUUUUUAACCUUGUCUGCAAUUGCACACUUGUGAGAGGCUUACAUCAUUAAAUACUGAGACGUCAGUAUAAAGGAACCAAGAAGGUUUUUGCUUUGGCAAUACAAACUGGAGGUUAUAUUCAAAGUCCUCCAUACAUUUUUUAUUUUCCUGAGGGUAGCAUUGCCUUUUUCUCUCCCUCCCUCUCUCUCUGUCUCUGUCUCUCUCUCUCCUCAGUCUCUCUUUCUCUCUCUCUCUUAGGGAGUAGGAGAUAUUGAAGAAGGCAAGUUUGUUGUUUCACCAAAUAUUUUUGGAGAAAACUUUUUUUGACUAUGCUACAGAAUUGUCAACACAACUGUUUUCUCCACAGUUUUCUCUAGCCAGAAUUUCUAGGAUAAAACACAGCUUCCAUAUGCUGGGUUUGUUAGCAUCCUUUUAAGUCAGAGAGCAAUAAGCUUAGCCUUAGAACCAGUCAGUUAAGUGUGGACUGUUCAGAACAAAAGACCCAUUGACUGAGAGACCUGCUGAUAGUGACGUCUUUUUUUAAAAGUGUUAUUUGUGUAUUCAAAGUCAUAUUCAUAAUUCAUAAUCUGCUUUGGCUAUGUUCAGCAAAAGGCAAUUUCACCAUUGGUUUCAUAGUAAAUAUUUUUUAAGGAUUCUUGUUCCAAAAUGCUUGACAACAUUAACCAUAUUCUUGUUUUAAACUUCCUGAUCUAAUAAAGUUAAUUAUUCGAUAGUCUUUUUGUAGACUUAAGUUAUCCCUAACUAAAAGUAACUAUAGUAAUAGUCAUUUGUCAGCUCUUUAAGGGUUCAGGCAGUUGAGACAAGAAAGUUCUCUUUUAGAAUAGUCCGAUUGCUUUCUUAAAUAGUAUUGGUUUCAUUUAAAUAGUUUUCAAAGCCAACAAAGCACAUCCGUUUUAAUGUCAUCUUUACUUGGUGUUACUGUAGUAACUUGAUGUUACUGUUAGUAACAUCAAACGUCAGGCUGCUUCAGGUGACCAUUGCAAAAGGAAAGAGCUUGAGGGAUUUUUUUCCUCACUCCUUUUGAGUGGCUUGGAAUGACUAAGAUUACUAUGGAAGUAGGUUUUGGUCCCCCUCUCACCUACCCCUCACCUUCAGAAAAUGCCCUAGUUUCAAUUAUCUAAAAUGUGGCCUAUAACUUUGCAUCAAAUUGAAUAAAAAAUUUGUGAAAUGUAUAAGCCAUUAUUCAGGUACCAGUAAAUUGGUUUUUAGAAUAUGUUCUACCCUAAAUUACCCAAAGGACUUUUUAUUCAGUGUACUUCAUGUUUAAGCAUAUAUAAGGAAGCUCUGUGCCUAAUGUUGGAGAAGGAAUAUUAUGUUAAUUUCAUUGUUAUUCUAGGGUUAUUUUGAUCUGAACUAUUGGAUUGUCUGAACCUAGCCAGGCAGUUGCCAAUAAUGUCAUCUUAAGAAUGCUUAAUUUUAAUAAUUUUUUUUUUCAGAACCUUUGGGUUGUUAAGACAACUGAAGUAUUUCUGAGAGGGAACAAAGGAAGUAGAAACUGGUACUUAAUGGGGGAAGCAAAAUUAGCUUGGACUAAAGUGAGCAUGUUUUAAGAAUUCUACCUAAAUGUCACCCCAUCCACAGAGAAACUAGUAUUACUUGAAGAUGUGAAAGUUCCUGUGGUAGACAUACCUUGAAGCACAGUAUUGUAUAUAAGUAAAUAUCGUGAUUCUAACUUAAAUCCAGAUUUAACUAAUAUAUAUUAUUUUAUAUCUUUGUUGUAUUAAAAUGUUUAAAAACACUAAAAAUAAAACGUUUAAAAGUUG